This is a messenger RNA of Cylindrotheca closterium, 1770 nucleotides long. NCBI's taxonomy places the organism in Eukaryota, Bacillariophyta, Bacillariophyceae, Bacillariales, Bacillariaceae. The record is from the annotation of a GenBank genome assembly.
AUGCGCUCUUAUCGCUACUUUGGAAACAAAGGAGAAACCAUUCCAGAUGACGUGGAAGAUUUGAUUGUUGUUCAUCCUCACGUUCAAGAGAUUCCAAAACGAGCUUGUUACAUGUUCGAAGGGUUGACCAGCGUCACCUUCAGUGGAUCCGCUUUAAGGACAAUUGGAGAGCGUGUCUUUUUCAAUUGCUUUAGCUUGUUGGAAAUCGAAAUUCCUUCGUCCGUGACUUCGAUUGGAGAUCAUGCCUUUUGGGGGUGCCGGUCGAUGACAAAAGUUCGAUUUAUUCAGGAGGGUGGUUCAUCAUUAAAAACUAUUGGAAUUGAGGCAUUUUGCUAUUGCUCGUCAUUAACAGAAGUCAACAUUCCCUCUAGUGUGGAAACCAUUCAAUCGGGGGCGUUUAAAUAUUGUAAAUGCUUGGCAAGAGUGUUCUUCCAGGAGGGACUGAAAACAAUUGAGAGUGGUGUUUUUAUCGAUUGUAUCGAAUUGGAAAAAGUGGAUUUGCCGAAGACUCUUGAAAUCUUGGGCAAUGGUGCCUUUAAAAAAUGCAGUUCGUUGCAGGUAGUGAAUAUGGAGGAAGGAGGAAACUUGAGAGUGAUUGGAAGAAAUGCCUUUGAAAAUUGUGUCAAAUUGCAAACAAUCAACAUGCCUUCCACUGUCGAGCGCCUUGAAUCACAAACGUUCAAGGAAUGCGAUUCUUUGUUGGUAGUAAAGUUCCAGAAUGGUCUCAAAUAUGUAGGAAACUAUGCCUUUUACUGGUGCAAGAAUUUGCGAUCAGUUGCGCUACCAGAAUCGGUAGAAGUGAUUAGCAGCUGGGCUUUUGGACUAUGUCCCAAGUUGCUGUCAGUGGAAUUGGGAGAUGGCCCUAGAGAUCUGGGAAUACACGACGGUGCCUUUUCCGGUUGCGCGUCUUUAAUAAAUAUCUGCCUUCCUUCUGAACCACGAAUAGGCCAAACAAAUCCUGACGAUGUCGGUCCCGGCGUUGUCGUCGUCAACAGCUUCAAUGGCUGCAUGACGCUGCGAAAACAAUAUGGCAAUACGCCCAUCCCACUUGCCCUGAUGCGUCGAUUCGACAACUUUCCAAUACACAAGAAAUGUUACCACGCCUCUGUUACAACAACAGAUGAGCUUUCUAGGGAAAUUGAGUCGUCCAUGCCAUCCUUCUUGCAAGACGAGAAUACUAUCCCUGACCACUUGGUCGAUCCUUUUGGUAUGACACCAUUUCACAUUCUAAUGUCGGCUGCAAACUGCAGACUUGAUCUUUUGCAACUCCUGCUAGACGCGUAUCCACCGAAUAUACUUGGAUGGAAAGACAUGAACGGAAAGACUGCCAUUGAAUAUUACUGGCAACAGAGCUAUCGCUUGACUGAAAAUUCUCAACGUAUCCUUCAAGCAGCUCUUCACCGCUGGUUGGUCGGUUCGAUCUCGAGUUGGAAAGGGCUGGAAGCGUGGAAAUCUGACAUGACGAAUAGAGUGAAUGCUAUUGUUUCCGAGGAUGAAGUGGAACAAAGACAAUCUUUGCUUCAAGACUCAUUGAUGGCUUUGUCACACUACGAGCACUUAGAAGCGACAUCGUUGCUCGAAUUAUCUUUGUGGAAAAUGGAGAUGAGAUCGGCUGAUGAUACGUCAACAGAUGAUGACACAGCAGCGAGGAUCAUAGUGGACAAGAAGGCCGAUCGAGAAGCAUACCGGAUUGGAAAUGGUGCUCCAGUUGUCAUUCCGAAUGUGAUUGAAUUCUCUUCUAGAACGGAUCUAGCAUUAUCGUCAGGCUAG